AUGGCCGACCCCGCCGACCAAGACAUCCGAGUCCACCUCACUGACGUGGACGUCGACCUCGAUGUGCAAGAGGUCCUCUUAGCCGCGUCGCAACAUGACCUCGCCAAACUGCGCCGGCUCUCCCGCACCCAGUCCUCCGUUCCCGACGCAGCAAACGUGAAAGAUCCCGAAACAGGGUACUCGCCGCUGCACGCCGCAAUUGCCGCCUGCGAGCCGGACCCCGAGGAAGAAGCGAACGGGGUGAAUGGCACCGGUGCCAACGGCGUGGAGACAAGCAAUGACGACCACUCUGCCGAGUCGGAGGUGAUUCGGUCGGGGAUUGACACGGUCAAGUUCCUGCUGCAGGAGGGCGCGAUCUGGAAUGACCUGGAUAACAAUGACGAGACGCCUGGGUGUCUUGCGCGCAGGAUCAAGGCGCAUGCGCUGUAUGAGUUGAUUGUGGAUGCCGGUGUGCGGGCGGAGCUGUUGCUGAAUCGGUUGGAUGGGUACGAGGAGCUCUCAGAUGGAGAGGAAAGCGACAACAAUGAAGAAAAGGAAGAAGAAGCAGAAGCAGACAAGCAGACAACAGAAGAAGAAAAGACGACAGAAGCGGAGGCACAGACCGAUGCGGACACAGUACCGCAGCUUGUGCAGGCCUCGACAGAAUCCGAUGCCACGGCCGGCACCAACCCCAACGUGACCAACCCGCGCUACCUCGACUCGCACCUCAACAUCCAGCAGGACAGGAUCCUGGACGAAGAUCAGAACGGGGUAAUGAUGGGCUGGGAGAGCGACAUCAUGCGCAAAUCCGCGCGGGCCCUCCUCCCAACGCCGGGACUGAACGUGCUGAACAUCGGGCACGGGAUGGGUAUCGUGGAUGGAUUUUUCCAGGAGCAAGGCCCGGCGAGCCACCAUAUCAUCGAAGCGCAUGCCGAUGUCGUCGCGGAGAUGAAGCAGCGCGGGUGGGACACCAAGCCCGGAGUAGUAAUCCACGAAGGCCGGUGGCAGGAUAUCCUGCCGGGGCUGGUGGCUGCGGGCGAAACCUUUGAUGCGAUCUAUUAUGAUACUUUUGCCGAGUCGUACAGCGAUUUCCGGGACUUCUUUUCCGAGCAAGUUAUUGGGUUGCUGGAGCAGGAGGGCCGAUGGGGCUUUUUCAAUGGGAUGGGAGCGGAUCGCCAGAUCUCGUACGACGUCUACCAGAAAGUCGUAGAGAUGGAUCUGUUCGAGGCCGGGUUCGACAUCGACUGGGAAGAUAUCCCGGUCCCUAAAUUGAAUGGCGAGUGGGAGGGUGUCCGAAGAGCUUAUUGGGUGGUCGAUAACUACCGACUGCCGCUGUGCCGGUUUAUGGAUUAA
This is a messenger RNA of Penicillium alfredii, 1332 nucleotides long. It is a transcript of the gene rmt2, whose product is annotated as protein-arginine N5-methyltransferase. Lineage: Eukaryota; Fungi; Ascomycota; Eurotiomycetes; Eurotiales; Aspergillaceae. The transcript has a single exon. The record is from RefSeq and is a predicted model, not a curated record. The coding region runs from base 1 to 1332 and encodes 443 amino acids. Gene Ontology annotation, cellular component: cytoplasm; nucleus. Gene Ontology annotation, molecular function: protein arginine N5-methyltransferase activity. Gene Ontology annotation, biological process: peptidyl-arginine methylation.